UACGUGGGCAAAAGUGAGAACAAGAGUUGGACAUAUGAGAAGGCAACAUCUAUAAUUUCAGAGUCAAUUGAAAUGAGCCAGUCAAUGGGUUUAGAUGAACUGCAAAGGCUUGUGGAAGAACAGGCAGAGAUGUACCCUCUUGGUCCUUGCAUUGCAAUUGCCUAUUUAUCGAUUCUAAAGGACUGUGAGAUUCAUUGCUUUCAUGAAGGAUUGGAAGUCAAACGACUUGGUGGUCUCCAUGUCAUUGGGACAUCUUUGCAUGAGUCCCGAAGAAUUGAUAAUCAGCUUCGUGGCAGAGCAGGAAGGCAAAGAGAUCCUGGAUCAACACGCUUCAUGGUUAGGUAAGUUCUGUUAAAUGAUUUUUAUAAAGUUUAAAGUCAAUCCUUUCAUCUGGACAAAAUUCUUCAUGUUAAAUUACGUAAUAGUCCUUGGAGUAGUUGACAUGAACAGUUUUUUUUUUUGUUAGAAUGAUUCCAUAUAUAUGUGCAAGCAAGCACAUGCCUUGUGAAAAAGGGAAAUCUAUUCUAGUCAUUCUCUUUAACAAGGCAACCUUAAAGUUGAUUUUUUAAACCUGAUGUUUAAAACUACAUUGAGUGUGAGAUAGAAGUUUAUGCAGAGAAGGAAAAAGAUAGAAGUUUUUGAGGAUGUUGCUGAUGAAAAAGAUAGAAGUUCUUUAGGAUGCUGCUAAUGAAGUUUAUGCAGAGAAGGAAAAAGA
This is a messenger RNA of Lactuca sativa (garden lettuce), 715 nucleotides long. The record is from RefSeq and is a predicted model, not a curated record. Lineage: Eukaryota; Viridiplantae; Streptophyta; Magnoliopsida; Asterales; Asteraceae.